This is a messenger RNA of Physeter macrocephalus (sperm whale), 2118 nucleotides long. RefSeq names its product solute carrier family 5 member 9 (gene SLC5A9). The record is from RefSeq and is a predicted model, not a curated record. Gene Ontology annotation, cellular component: plasma membrane. Gene Ontology annotation, molecular function: D-glucose:sodium symporter activity. NCBI's taxonomy places the organism in Eukaryota, Metazoa, Chordata, Mammalia, Artiodactyla, Physeteridae. Gene Ontology annotation, biological process: transmembrane transport.
AUGAGCAUGGAGCUGGCAGCAAUGGGGCCUGGAGCUUCGGGAAAUGGGGCCAGCACUGCGACAGUUCCACGCUCAGCACUGGGUCCUGGAGUCAGCCUGCAUGCCUACGACAUCGCGGUCCUGGUCGUCUACUUUGUCUUCGUCAUUGGCGUGGGGGUCUGGUCGUCCAUCCGUGCCAGCCGAGGGACCAUUGGCGGCUACUUCCUGGCAGGAAGGUCCAUAAGCUGGUGGCCAAUCGGAGCAUCUCUGAUGUCCAGCAAUGUGGGCAGCGGUUUGUUCAUCGGCCUGGCUGGGACAGGGGCCGCUGGAGGCCUUGCUGUGGGUGGCUUUGAGUGGAACGUAAGGAAGUUGGCCGGAGGAUUCUCAUGGAUAAAGGGGAACAUGGAUCCCUUUUUCUCCCCACUCUCCCAGGCAACCUGGCUGCUUCUGGCCCUCGGCUGGAUCUUUGUCCCCGUGUACAUCGCAGCCGGUGUGGUCACAAUGCCGCAGUACCUGAAGAAGCGAUUCGGGGGCCAGAGGAUCCAGGUGUAUAUGUCUGUCCUUUCUCUCAUCCUCUACAUCUUCACCAAGAUUUCAACUGACAUCUUCUCUGGAGCCCUCUUCAUCCAGAUGGCCUUGGGCUGGAACCUUUACCUCUCCACUGUGAUCCUGCUGGUGGUGACAGCCGUCUAUACCAUCACAGGGGGCCUCAUGGCCGUGAUCUACACAGACACUCUGCAGACGGUGAUCAUGGUGGGGGGAGCCCUGGUCCUCAUGUUUCUGGGCUUUCAAGAGGUGGGCUGGUACCCGGGCCUGGAGCAGAGGUACAGGCAAGCCAUCCCUAAUGUCACAGUCCCCAACACCACCUGUCACCUCCCCCAGCCCGACGCCUUCCACAUGCUCCGGGACCCUGUGAGCGGGGACAUCCCUUGGCCAGGCCUCAUUUUCGGGCUCACGGUGCUGGCCACAUGGUGCUGGUGCACCGACCAGGUCAUCGUGCAGCGGUCUCUCUCCGCCAAGAGUCUGUCCCACGCCAAGGGGGGCUCCGUGCUGGGGGGCUACCUGAAGAUACUUCCCAUGUUCUUCAUCGUCAUGCCUGGCAUGAUCAGCCGGGCCCUGUACCCAGAUGAAGUGGGCUGCGUGGACCCUGACGUCUGCCAAAGGAUCUGCGGGGCCCGCGUGGGAUGUUCCAACAUUGCCUACCCCAAGCUGGUCAUGGCUCUCAUGCCCGUGGGUCUGCGGGGCCUGAUGAUCGCAGUGAUCAUGGCCGCCCUCAUGAGCUCACUCACCUCCAUCUUCAACAGCAGCAGUACCCUGUUUGCCAUUGACGUGUGGCAGCGCUUCCGCAGACAGGCAACAGAGCAGGAGCUGAUGGUGGUGGGCAGAGUGUUUGUGGUGUUCCUGGUCGUCAUCAGCAUCCUCUGGGUCCCCAUCAUCCAAAGCUCCAACAGCGGGCAGCUCUUCGACUACAUCCAGUCUGUCACCAGCUACCUGGCCCCGCCCAUCACUGCCCUCUUCCUGCUGGCCAUCUUCUGCAAGAGGGUCACAGAGCCUGGAGCCUUUUGGGGCCUCAUAUUUGGCCUGGGGGUGGGGCUUCCGCGCAUGAUCCUGGAGUUCUCGUACCCCGCCCCAGCCUGUGGGGAGGCAGACCCGAGGCCGGCCAUGCUGAGAGACUUCCACUACCUCUACUUUGCACUCCUCCUCUGUGGGCUCACGGCCAUCGUCAUCGUUACUGUCAGCCUCUGCACAACCCCCAUCCCUGAGGAAAAGCUCGCUCGCCUGACGUGGUGGACACGGCACUGUCCUCACUCUGAGCUCAAGAGGGAGGCGCGGGAGAGCACAGCAGGGCCAGCGGACGUGCCAUCUGGGGAGGGUCCUACAGGGGCCGGAGGGACAGAGGAGCCCAGGCACGGCCAGGAACAGCCUGCAGCCCCACGCAGGUCCUGGGGACAGCUGCUCUGGGGCUGGCUGUGCGGUCUCUCGCGGGCCCCGGAGCAAGCGCUGAGCCCCGCGGAGAAGGCCGCGCUGGAGCAGAAACUGACCAGCAUCGAGGAGGAGCCGCUCUGGAGAAGCGUCUGCAACAUCAACGCCGUCCUCCUGCUGGCCGUCAACAUCUUCCUCUGGGGCUAUUUUGCGUGA